Gorilla gorilla gorilla (western lowland gorilla) is the source of this 7099-nucleotide messenger RNA. RefSeq names its product CCAAT enhancer binding protein zeta (gene CEBPZ). Gene Ontology annotation, cellular component: nucleus. Lineage: Eukaryota; Metazoa; Chordata; Mammalia; Primates; Hominidae. The record is from RefSeq and is a predicted model, not a curated record. The transcript is spliced from 14 exons. Bases 41 to 2998 code for a protein of 985 amino acids.
GGAAAUAGGCUGAGUUUCAGACGCGUAUGCUCUGCCCGCCAUGGCGGCAGCCAAGGAGCCUUUGGAGUUCCAUGCCAAGCGGCCUUGGCGCCCCGAGGAGGCAGUAGAAGAUCCGGACGAGGAGGAUGAGGAUAAUACUAGUGAAGCCGAGAAUGGGUUCUCCCUGGAGGAAGUGUUACGGCUCGGAGGCACCAAGCAAGAUUACCUUAUGCUGGCUACUUUGGAUGAGAAUGAGGAAGUGAUAGAUGGAGGCAAAAAAGGAGCAAUCGAUGACCUUCAGCAAGGUGAAUUGGAAGCAUUUAUUCAAAAUCUUAAUUUGGCGAAGUAUACAAAAGCUUCCUUAAUUGAAGAAGAUGAACCAGCUGAAAAAGAAAAUUCCAGCAAAAAAGAAGUAAAAAUACCUAAAAUAAAUAAUAAAAAUACAGCAGAAAGUCAAAGGACAUCAGUUAAUAAGGUGAAAAAUAAGAAUAGGCCAGAACCACAUUCUGAUGAGAAUGGCAGUACCACACCGAAAGUAAAGAAAGAUAAACAGAACAUCUUUGAAUUUUUUGAGAGACAGACUUUGUUACUUAGGCCUGGAGGCAAAUGGUAUGAUCUGGAGUACAGCAAUGAAUAUUCUUUGAAACCCCAGCCUCAGGAUGUUGUAUCUAAGUACAAAACCCUUGCUCAGAAUCUGUAUGAGCAUGAAAUCAACUUAUUCAAAAGUAAGACGAAUAGUCAAAAGGGAGCCUCUUCUACCUGGAUGAAGGCAAUUGUGUCAUCGGGGACACUAGGUGACAGGAUGGCAGCCAUGAUUCUUCUUAUUCAGGAUGAUGCCGUUCACACACUUCAGUUUGUAGAAACUCUUGUGAACCUUGUUAAAAAGAAGGGCAGCAAACAGCAGUGCCUUAUGGCCUUGGAUACUUUCAAAGAGUUGCUUAUCACAGACCUUUUGCCAGACAAUCGGAAGCUGAGGAUUUUCAGCCAGCAUCCUUUUGACAAACUGGAACAGUUGUCCAGUGGCAACAAGGACUCAAGAGAUAGAAGACUGAUAUUAUGGUAUUUUGAACACCAGCUGAAACACUUAGUGGCUGAAUUUGUGCAGGUCUUAGAAACUUUAAGUCAUGAUACAUUAGUAACCACUAAAACUCGAGCCCUUACCGUGGCUCAUGAGCUGCUUUGUAACAAGCCUGAGGAAGAAAAGGCUCUUCUUGUGCAAGUGGUAAAUAAACUGGGAGAUCCUCAGAACAGAAUUGCCACAAAAGCAUCCCAUCUGUUAGAGACAUUACUUUGUAAACAUCCCAAUAUGAAAGGAGUUGUGUCUGGUGAAGUAGAAAGGCUACUCUUCCGCUCAAAUAUCAGCUCCAAAGCUCAAUAUUACGCAAUUUGCUUUUUAAAUCAAAUGGUUCUGUCCCAUGAAGAAAGUGAAUUGGCUAACAAAUUAAUAACUGUUUACUUUUGCUUUUUUCGGACUUGUGUCAAAAAAAAAGAUGUUGAAUCAAAAAUGCUUAGCGUCCUUUUAACAGGUGUGAAUAGGGCAUACCCUUAUUCCCAGACUGGUGAUGACAAAGUAAGGGAGCAGAUUGACACACUUUUUCAAGUGUUGCAUAUUGUGAAUUUUAAUACCAGUGUCCAGGCUUUAAUGUUGCUUUUCCAAGUAAUGAAUUCUCAGCAGACAAUAUCGGAUCGAUAUUACACAGCAUUAUACAGGAAGAUGUUGGAUCCAGGGUUGAUGACGUGUUCCAAGCAAGCUAUGUUUCUUAACCUUGUCUACAAAUCUCUGAAAGCUGACAUUGUGUUGCGCCGGGUGAAGGCUUUUGUGAAGAGGUUACUUCAAGUUACUUGUCAACAGAUGCCACCAUUUAUAUGUGGAGCUUUAUAUCUUGUGUCUGAGAUCCUUAAAGCAAAACCAGGUUUAAGAAGCCAACUAGAUGAUCAUCCGGAGUCUGAUGAUGAAGAAAAUUUUAUUGAUGCAAAUGAUGAUGAAGACAUGGAAAAAUUCACUGAUGCAGACAAAGAAACAGAGAUGGUGAAAAAACUUGAGACAGAGGAAACAGUUCCUGAAACUGAUGUAGAAACCAAAAAACCAGAGGUUGCUUCCUGGGUGCACUUUGAUAAUUUGAAAGGUGGGAAACAGUUAAAUAAAUACGAUCCAUUCAGUAGAAACCCUCUGUUCUGUGGAGCUGAAAAUACAAGUCUUUGGGAACUCAAAAAGUUAUCUGUGCAUUUUCAUCCCUCCGUGGCCCUUUUUGCAAAGACCAUCCUUCAGGGAAACUAUAUUCAGUAUUCAGGGGACCCACUGCAGGAUUUCACUCUAAUGAGAUUUUUGGAUCGAUUUGUAUACCGAAAUCCAAAGCCCCAUAAAGGCAAAGAAAACACAGAUAGUGUUGUGAUGCAGCCGAAAAGAAAACAUUUUAUUAAGGAUAUUCGUCAUCUUCCUGUGAACAGUAAGGAGUUCCUUGCAAAAGAAGAAAGCCAAAUACCAGUGGAUGAAGUGUUUUUCCACAGGUAUUAUAAAAAAGUUGCUGUUAAAGAGAAACAAAAACGGGAUGCAGAUGAAGAAAGUAUAGAAGACGUGGAUGAUGAAGAAUUUGAAGAGCUGAUUGACACAUUUGAAGAUGAUAACUGUUUCAGCUCUGGAAAGGAUGAUAUGGAUUUUGCUGGAAACGUGAAAAAGAGAACAAAAGGAGCUAAGGAUAACACAUUAGAUGAAGAUUCAGAAGGUAGUGAUGAUGAACUUGGUAACCUGGAUGACGAUGAAGUUUCUUUAGGAAGUAUGGAUGAUGAAGAAUUUGCUGAAGUUGAAGAAGAUGGAGGAACAUUCAUGGAUGUGUUAGAUGAUGAAAGUGAGAGCGUUCCAGAACUUGAAGUCCACUCCAAAGUCAGUACUAAGAAAAGCAAGAGAAAAGGUACAGAUGAUUUUGACUUUGCUGGCUCAUUUCAAGUGUUAUCUUACAAGAUUCUGCUUCACAGUGUAACACAAGGUGCUAAUAAAAGAAAAAAGUGCUGUAUCAGGUAACAGUCUUAAGAUUUUUGAUAAAAAUGUAGAAAGCACUGUACAUACUUUGCCUCCAGUGCCUCUCUGGCUUCUGCUUCCUGCUAAAUACUGAUGACUUAAAAAUAGAUCUGCAUAGUUAAAUAAUAAUAAUGUUUUAAAAAGUUUCAUGCGCAUCUGUAUGAAGAGACCACCAAACAGGCUUUGCGUGAGCAACAAGGCUGCUUAUUUCACCUGGGUGCAGGCGGGCUGAGUCCGAAAAGAGAGUCAGUGAAGGGAGAUAGGGGUGGGGCCAUUUUAUAGGAUUUGGGUAGAUAAAAGGAAAAUUGCAGUCAAAGGGGGUUGUUCUCUGCCUGGCAGGAGUGGGGGUCACAAGGUGCUCAGUAGGGGAGCUUUUGAGCCAGGAUGAGCCAGGAGAAGGAAUUUCACAAGAUAAUGUCAUCAGUUAAGGCAGGAACAGGCCAUUUUCACUUCUUUUGUGGUGGAAUGUCAUCAGUUAAGGCAGGAACCGGCCAUCUGGAUGUGUACGUGCACGUCACAGGGGAUAUGAUGGCUUAGCUUGGGCUCAGAGGCCUGACAAAAAGUUUCAUUUACAUAUUGGUAGUAGUCUUCCAGAGCCUCACGCCUACAAAAUUUUAUCAGCUCUUUCAAAUACUGCUGUCAGUUUCUUAGUCCCGUAAUAACUAUGAUUUAACUGAUACAUAUUUAAAUUAUAACAUGUUAUCUUCCAGAUUUUGUCUUCCCUUGAGUAUCUAAGAUCAUGUUUUAAUUAGCAUAAGAUGAGAUAUAGGCAGUUUUUCUCAAGAGCAUCCCACAGAAAAGUGUUGCUUUACUUCAAGUUCUACUGAGCCUUUUAUUAAAAGAUGCUGGUAAAAGGAAUUUGAGGAGAAGAAAAAAAUUUUUUAAUGUUAAAAAAGAUGCUCUCUCAGCUUGUUUCAAAUAGUAAAGUACUGUUUCAGAAGACAUUAGCCUGAAAGGAUUUCAGAUCUCAAUUGAUAAUAGUUUUGGAUGCAGAUUAAAGAAUACCCAACAGAAUUGAUUGAAACAAAAAGAGGCAAGGAAUUUUAAACAGAUUUAUUAAUUGAUUCAGAUUUAUUAAUUUACUAAUUGAUCACCCUACAUUUACAGGUGUUAGAGUAGAUAUCCUUAAGAAUAAACAUACCUUAUAGAAACUUUAAUCAGCCUGGGCAACACAAUGAGACCCCAUCUCUACAAAAAAUCAAAAAUGGCUGGGCGCAGUGGCUCACGCCUGUAAUCCCAGCACUUUGGGAGGCCAAGACAGGUAGAUCACAAGGUCAAGAGAUCAAGACCAUCCUGGCCAACAUGAUGAAACCCCAUCUCUACUAAAAAUACAGAAAUUAGCUUGGCGUGGUGGCACGCACUUGUAGGCCCAGCUACUUGGGAGGCUGAGGCAGGAGAAUCGCUUGAACCCAGAAGGCAGACGUUACAGUGAGCCGAGAUCACGCCCCUGUACUCCAGCCUGGCGACAAAGCGAGACUCUGUCUCAAAAAAAAAAAAAAAAAAAAAAAAUCAAAAAUUAGCCAGGCAUGGUGUUACAUACUUGAGGCUGAGGUUGGGGGUGGGGGCGGGAUAAAAGAAACUUUUAAGAAACCAGUACAGUACAGAAGUGCCUACUCAUUGAGGUCACAGAUACAUCACUACAGGAUGAAUAAAACCCAAAAAAAACUUCCUAAUGCAUGCAAAUGUGUAUUAUACAGCUGUUAAGUAACAUACAUAUCACCUUAAUAAAAAUCAAGAUGAAAUGUUUUAGAAACUAUUUUAUCAAAAGUGGCUCUGAUACAAAGACUUGUACAUGAUUGUUCACAGCAGCACUAUUGCCAAAAAGUAGACACAACCUAAAUGUACAUUAACUGAUAAGCAAAAUGUGGUAUAUCCAUACAAUGGAAUAUUAUGUAGCCCACAACAUGGCAUGGAGUACUACAGCAUGGAUGAGCCUCAAAAACGUUACGCUAAAUGAAAAAAGUCAGAUAUAGGAAACCACAUGUCAUAUGAUCCCAUUUAUAUGAAAUAGCCAGAAAAGGCAACUCAUAGAAACAAGAUAGAUUGGAGAUGGGUUGGAGGACUACAAAUGGCACCAGGGAUCUUUUGAAGUUGAUGGAAAUGUUCUAAAAUCAGACUGUGGUUGUGGUUGAACAAGUCUGUAAAUUUACCAAAAUGCGUUAAUACACUUAAAACAGCUGAAUGUUAUGAUGUGUAUUUAGUAAAGCUCUUUUUAAAAUAUGGCUCUACUACUGCUAGAGACAUUGAUAUCAAAGAUGCAGAGUUUGAAUAAUUGUUUCAGGAAAAGAGACUUUUCAGGAAAAGUUUAUAUAUUCAGUACUACAGAUAAGUUUUUUUUUAAAGGAGAACCUCUUUCGGUGUUAUAAACACAACUUCAUUUAUAGCAUAAUAAACAUACUUUCAAUUUCUUUACAAUCUAAAGACCCCUGAACUAAAUUUUAUGUUUUGUCUUAAGUAUUUCAAAACCCAUCCAUGUCAAACUGAUAAUUUUACUAUUGCUUGAUACUAUGUUAUUUCCCUUAUGGGUAAAACUUCGAUCAGUGGCCAAAUCUGAAAAGCAAGAAGACACUCUUGUCAUCUGAACAGUUCUAUUAGGAUGUUGUUAGCUUUUUGAAAAUAUUAUAUACUAUUAAAUUAUAUUUAAAUGCCAGCUACCCAAUGGUGCUAGAAGAUUACUGCAAUUGUUUUUACCCAAGUAUAAUUUUUAAAAUAAAAUCAUGUUGCAUUGCAUUUUUCUAAAAUCAUUAGAUUUAUAAUUGAAUAAUGUAGACUUACAAUUUUUUUUAGGGCCAAGAAAAAAGAAAAGAAACUUAAAUGAUUCCAGCCUAUUUGUAUCUGCUGAAGAGGUAAGGCUAAUGUACCGUUUUAAGAAGCUAGCUAUUCUACAUUAUUUUUAGUUUUCUAAUAAAUUUAUCUUUUUUGUUUAAGUUUGGCCAUCUAUUGGAUGAAAAUAUGGGAUCCAAGUUUGAUAACAUUGGCAUGAAUGCCAUGGCUAACAAAGAUAAUGCAAGUAAGUAACUUAAAUUUUUUUAUUGAUGUUUUAAAAAUCGCUUUGGCUUGGAACUUCAGAAGAUAGGAAAUUUUUGUUAUUUUAUUUAUUCAUUUAUUUAUUUUUUUUGAGACAGCGUCUCACUCCCUCACCCAGGUUGGAAUGCAGUGGCAUGAUCUUGGCUCACUGCAACCUCCAUCUCCCAGGUUCAAGCAAUUCUCCUACCUUAGCCUCCCAAGUAGCUGGGAUUACAGGCAUGCACCACCACGCCCAGCUAAUUUUUGUAUUUUUAGUAGAGAGGGGGUUUCACCAUGUUGGCCAGGCUGGUCUCGAACUCCUGACCUCAAGUGACCCGCCUGCCUCGGCCUCCCAAAGUGCUGAGAUUACUGGUGUGAGCCACCAUGCCUGGCUGAUAGGAAUAUUUUUGAAAGACCUUUUCAUGGUACUUUGCAACCUGAAAGGAAUGGCUUUUUCUUCUCUCAGGAGAACAUGUAAGAUUAACAAGUAUUUAGACUAAAGCAAAAAAAAAAAAAAAAAAAACCUUGCAGACUACAAAAAUUACUUUUUUUUAGGGAAGUGGGCCAUUUUUAUAUAGCAUGAGUUUGCUAAGUAACUUUACAUGUUUAUAGACAUUUUAACUAUUUCUGAUAUUGAUUGUUACUGGUUUUUAUUUCACCAGUAAAAGUGCUUGGGGAGAGAAAAUCUUUAGAGCAUUUGUUUCUUUUCCUUCCUUAGUCAUUUCUUUUUGAAACAUUAAUCUUUGACAAUAAAUAUGAGAAGAAAAGCAACAAACAAGCAGUGGGUUUGUAUAGUGGGUGGGAAACCGCAGGCCAAGGCAGGCUAGAAGUUCCUGUGACUCAGCAGCAUGUUCUGUGGGACCACCAAGAGUCUACAGUGUGGUAGUACACUCAUCUUUUCUUCUUCUCUCAAAGGUCUCAAACAGCUUAGAUGGGAGGCUGAACGUGAUGACUGGCUACACAACAGAGAUGCAAAAAGUAUCAUCAAGAAAAAGAAACAUUUUAAAAAGAAGAGGAUUAAAACCACUCAAAAAACUAAAAAGCAAAGGAAAUGAGUUAUUAAUGUAAAUUAUAGAUUAAAAUUCUACUUACAUCUAA